AUGUGCUCGACGAAAACCCGACUGAACCUUUGGCAGCAGUUGGCUGUUGUUGAAGUAGGCGAGAAGCUGACGAGCGAUGCUUAUACAACUCUCUCGACUCAAUGCACCAGCGUGGACGCCUCCUACACCUGCAACUCUUGCUCACUGGGAUAUUCUGCCGUCGGGGGUACUUGUAAAGCCUGUGGAUUUGGCUGUGCCAGUUGUACAGGGUCCUCCUUUUGCACUUCCUGCAUUGACAAUACGAUUACCGUUUCCAAAGAUGUGGAAUGUCCACCAAGUUGCUCUCCCGAUUGUGCCUGCUGCUCCUCCAGUGGCAAAGGCAAAUGUGACAGAUGUAAUGAUGGAUAUUAUCUUGAUCUCGUCACCAGAACCUGCACGGUUUGUCCCACGUUUUGCACAACAUGUGCACAUGGUGCCAAAUGUCUCACAUGUUCUAGUGGAUAUUAUGUGGAUGCUGCUACUUCUUUAUGCAAAAGUUGCGGAGAUGCGAUAUCUGGUUGUUUAACGUGCUCUGAUAAAACCACUUGUACAAAAUGUUCUUCAUCUAAGUUUUUGAGUGGUUCUUCUUGUACAGCGUGUUCCAUUGCUAACUGCAUGUAUUGUAGUGCAACUGAUACUUGUUCAGAGUGUAAUGCUGGAUACUAUUUACAAUCUUCCAAGUGUAAUGGAUGCAACGUAGAUAAGUGUCUGAACUGUGAUACAGAGGAUAAUUGCAUAACAUGCGUUGCCGGGUUUUAUGCCUCAUCAGGAACAUGUGUCGCUUGUGAUGCCUCUUGUCAGACGUGCAGUGGUUCUUCUACCAGUUGUGUAUCAUGCAGUUAUAAAUACAGCAAAAGUACGGCUGCGGGCACAGGCAAUGGUGUAUGUUACGCAUGCAAUGUGGAAAACUGUGACAAGUGUGGUAGUGAAGCAAACAAAUGCACAACAUGCCGUGGUGGGUUUACUCUAGUAGCUGCUUCUGGUACCUGUUCAGUCGUGGUCCUUUUUACCGCUUUUUCUGUCGCCACGAUCGUCGUCGCCGCUGUCCUUGCUUCGACGGCGAUCGUCGACGCGGUAUGGUCGGUGUCGGUCAUCAGCGACGUGGCAGUCGCUUACGUUCACUUUCCUCCUGUAGGCGGUCGCUUCUCUGACCGGGACCCGCCACUACAAUAUCUUUUUUUAACCUCAGGGUCUGAAUACACGGGCGAAAAAGAUGUUUCGCCUUUCUUGCCGGGCGUACUGAUCGGCCUUUCAGUACGCUCGCAACGAUCGCAAGCCUAUCAUUUCUACGAUGAUUUCGACUGCGAAGCACGUGAUGACGAUGCUUUUCAUUACUAUUGUAAUGAUAAAGAUGAUGACAAAGAUGUCGAUGAAGGUUUUGAAAUUAGUACAGAAGUAGGCAGUGACAAAGACAUGGAAACUUUUGAUAUGCAGUGGGACUACUGCUCUGAUCUUUUUGCUAACUUGCCUGUUUUCAUUGAAAACAACAACAGCAGUGGCAAUAAUAGCUACAAUGAUUUCGAUACAACACUCACCAACAAUUCAAUUUAUAAUAAUUUUGAUAAGACUUUAAUCUUGGGUGGCAUUAAUUGGAAAUUAACGGUAUCAGUGAAUAUGAUUCUAAUGCUAAUGCGAAUGUUCAUUCAGGACAAGAAUUGGUGACAGACGAUAAUUCAAGUUUUGGGAUAAAGCCUCCAACAUGCACCUGAAAGAGGUUCUGGACGGCUUAAUUGCUGAUGAGGGUGAGUUUUUCAUCGCGGCAACAGUGGUUGACGGGUGCAUCAAAGCUAUCCUUCCGGUCAUUCUACAUCUCGUAAACUGUUUUAAUAUAUCCUCGACGGAAGUAUAAGAAGUCCAACUAAUUUUAAUAAUUUUUCUUAAAAACAACAUCUCAGCAGCAUCAAUUUUUUUCCCGUUUGUUUAGAAACCGUCCAGGACUUAUAACCGUAAGUGAGCACAAGAAAAAUAUAACACUUUAACAAUGUUAAUUUUGUUGAGAUUUUGAUUUUACUGUUAUGUAGUAUAGAAACUGGAAAUUGAAUAAAAAAUUGUGUUUGGU
Molecule: messenger RNA, 2038 nt
Organism: Helobdella robusta
Lineage: Eukaryota; Metazoa; Annelida; Clitellata; Rhynchobdellida; Glossiphoniidae
Exons: 13
Coding region: 1-1641 (546 amino acids)
Source: RefSeq, a predicted model, not a curated record